Leopardus geoffroyi (Geoffroy's cat) is the source of this 2411-nucleotide messenger RNA. It is a transcript of the gene ANGPTL3, whose product is annotated as angiopoietin like 3. Gene Ontology annotation, biological process: triglyceride homeostasis; phospholipid catabolic process; phospholipid homeostasis. The record is from RefSeq and is a predicted model, not a curated record. The transcript is spliced from 7 exons. NCBI's taxonomy places the organism in Eukaryota, Metazoa, Chordata, Mammalia, Carnivora, Felidae. The coding region runs from base 60 to 1442 and encodes 460 amino acids.
AGAGUUUAGAAGUCUAGGUCUGCCUACAGGAGAAAAUUAGUUGAAUAAUUACGAUAAAAAUGCACACGAUUAAGCUCUUUCUUUUUAUUGUUCCUCUAGUUAUUUCUUCCAAAAUUGACCAAGACUAUUCAUCAUAUGAUUCUAUGUCUCCAGAGCCAAAAUCAAGAUUUGCUAUGUUAGAUGAUGUAAAAAUUUUAGCCAAUGGCCUCCUUCAGUUAGGACAUGGUCUUAAAGACUUUGUCCAUAAGACUAAGGGCCAAAUUAAUGACAUAUUUCAAAAACUCAACAUAUUUGAUCAGUCUUUUUAUGACCUAUCACUGCAAACCAAUGAAAUCAAAGAAGAAGAAAAGGAACUUAGAAGAACUACAUCCAAACUACAAGUCAAGAAUGAAGAAGUAAAGAAUAUGUCACUUGAACUCACCUCAAAACUUGAAAGCCUCCUAGAAGAAAAAAAUCUACUUCAACAAAAAGUGAAAUAUUUGGAGAAGCAAUUAACCAGUUUAACUAAAAAUCAACCUGAAAUCCAGGAACACCCAGAAAUAACUUCACUUAAAAAUUUUGUAGAACAGCAAGAUAACAGCAUCAAAGACCUUCUCCAGACGGUGGAGGAACAAUACAGACAAUUAAAUCAACAGCAUAGUCAAAUAAAAGAAAUAGAAAACCAGCUAAGAAGAACUGGUGUUCAAGAAUCCACAGAAAAUUCUCUUUCUUCUAAACCAAGGGCACCAAGAACUACCCCUUUUCUUCACUUGAAUGAAACAAAAAUUGUAGAACAUGAUGACAUUCCUGCUAACUGUACCACCAUUUAUAACAGAGGUGAACAUACAAGUGGCAUCUACUCCAUUAGACCCAGCAACUCUCAAGCUUUUAAUGUCUACUGUGAUGUUAAAUCAGGUAGUUCAUGGACAGUGAUUCAACACCGAAUAGAUGGAUCACAAAACUUCAAUGAAACUUGGGAAAACUACAGAUAUGGUUUUGGGAGGCUUGACGGAGAAUUUUGGUUGGGUCUAGAGAAGAUAUAUUCCAUAGUAAAGCAAUCUAAUUACGUUUUACGAAUUGAACUAGAAGACUGGAAAGACAACAAGCAUUAUAUCGAAUAUUCCUUUCACUUGGGAGAUCAUGAAACCAACUAUACAUUACACCUAGUUGAGAUUACUGGCAAUGUCCCCAACGCACUCCCGGAACACAAAGAUUUGGCAUUUUCUACUUGGGAUCAUAAAGCAAAAGGACAUGUCAACUGUCCAGAAAGUUAUUCAGGAGGCUGGUGGUGUCACGAUGUAUGUGGGGAAAACAACCUGAAUGGUAAAUAUAACAAGCCAAGAGCAAAAACUAAGCCAGAGAGGAGAAGAGGAAUACAUUGGAAGUCUCAAAAUGGAAGGUUGUACUCUAUCAAAUCAACUAAAAUGUUGAUCCAUCCAACAGAUUCAGAAAGCUCUGAAUGAACUGAGACAAAUUAAAGAGCCAACAAAUCAAACAUUAAACUCAUCUGAAAUUACUGUGGUUUAAUAACCUGAUAUUAAAUCCCUAACACAAGGAUUCAGAAAUAGACUCUUGAUUUUAAAGCCACUAUCAACUUGAAAGUAAACAAAUCACCUCAAAGAACACCAUUUAUCUUUCCUAAUCAAAAUUCUUAUAUCAUUUAUACAUAUAUUUUGUGAUAUGAGUAUCAGUUUUAUAUAGUCACAGUCCAAAUUUUAACCAAUGGGUGAAUUUUUAAGUAAUUUUUUUAAAAUAAAAAACUUACAAGGACUUUUAUUUUAAAAGUCAUCAUGUAAGCUACUUUUACAGCUUCCUCAGUUAAAAAAAUUUUCUUGCCAAAAUUCUGAACUUGAAUACAUAUAAAAGACUGAUAAUUGUAUAGUUCCUAGAUUCUGUAAUAUUAUUAAUUUAAAAAUUAAAAUUCAGCCAGUUCAGAGUACACAUGAAAAUCUGUAAUACUAAUUUUAAAACUGAAGUUUCAUUUUGCUACAACAAAAUCUGAAACAAAUGUUUGGUAUGCUUUAUUUAGGAAGUCAAAUGAAGCAGGAUAUAAUACUAUAUUGAAGUAGAUUAACUGUCUUAAAUGCAGUAGAUCAUGAUUAUUAGGUCAUAUUGACUUUAAUAUCAGGUAUCACUGUAUCGUAACAUAUUUGUUAACUUAUGUAUAUACUGCAUACAUUUUAUAUGUUUUAACACUUAAUGAUGUGAAAACAAUUUAAAGGGAUCUUGUCAGAAUGUAAUGAGAAAGAAUGUAUUUGCAGCAUCAAGUUAAAGUUUAAUAAUUUAUUCUCCCUGGACACAGUAUGAGUCUAGUACGUUUGUGUAGGUUGUCAUAUAGAACUAAAAAUCAUAACAAGUUGUUGAAUGUUUAAACAGCCUGACAGAUGUGUAUAUACAUUUUCAAAUUCAAUAAAGACUCAUCCCUUAAUAUA